GGGUGUUGACAUGUCAGUGUCACUUGGUCAGCUGAUUGCGGGUCUUAAAGCUUCUUGGCUAGUACUGCUAGCCAGCUUAGUUAGCUUAGCAUAGCUGGAUGUUUGUUUUUGAUAACGUUACGGAUCUGUAGCGUUUAACGUAGCCCGGACAUUUAAAAUAAUCGGAAUAAUUUCACGUAUUUUAAACUAUUCUACAGUCGCUACCGGAUCGUUUUGCGGCCUAAAGUUGCCGUGAGGGAGGCAGUAAUUAUUGUGGCAGGGAGGGAAGGGUGAAGUUGUUCUCCGUGUAUCUGCAUUGCAGCCCGGUGCUGCUGAUGGAAUUCAAACACACAACAAUGGCGACUCCCAGUCCUAACAACUCAACAACACCUAGCAGCCACAACAGCAGCAAUAACCCAGGAUCUGCUGCACACCACCAUCUCCAGUCCCCCCAGCAGCACUUUACAACAAUGAGCAGCAUGCAGGAGUCCAACACCUGCUGGAGAUGUCAGAGUGAAACAGGGUUUCAGAUAAACCUGUCUGGAGCUCCCCCAAGUAAACGCAAAGCUUUGAAGCUGAACUUUGCCAACCCUCCGAUCAAACCCACCACCAGAUUCACACUGAACACGGCCGGGCCGCCCUUCCAGAACCCGCACAUAGAGAGGCUGAGAACACACAGUAUCGAGUCCUCAGGGAAGUUGAAGAUCUCCGCGGAGCAGCACUGGGACUUCACGGCCGAGGAUCUCAAAGACCUGGGCGAGAUUGGACGAGGGGCUUACGGUUCCGUCAACAAGAUGGUGCACAAUCCCAGCAACCAGAUCAUGGCGGUCAAGAGAAUUCGAUCCACAGUUGAUGAGAAGGAGCAGAAGCAGCUGCUGAUGGAUCUGGACGUGGUCGUGAGGAGUAGUGACUGUCCUUACAUCGUGCAGUUUUACGGUGCUCUGUUCAGAGAGGGCGACUGUUGGAUUUGUAUGGAACUUAUGGCUACCUCGUUAGACAAAUUUUACAAAUUUGUAUAUUGCUCAUUAGACGACGUGAUUCCGGAGGAAAUAUUAGGAAAAAUAACAUUAGCUGUAAGUUGUUCUUGGACCACUUUUAAAAAAUGUAAAUGCCUAAUGUUCGAUUCCUGCUGCCUAAGAUUCCAUUUUGUUUUGCAGACUGUGAAGGCACUUAACCACUUAAAAGAAAACUUGAAAAUAAUACACAGAGACAUUAAGCCGUCAAACAUCCUCCUGGACAGGAAUGGCAACAUCAAGCUGUGUGACUUCGGCAUCAGCGGCCAGCUGGUGGACUCCAUCGCCAAAACCAGAGAUGCAGGCUGCAGGCCCUACAUGGCUCCCGAGCGAAUAGACCCCAGUGCGUCCAGGCAGGGCUACGACGUCCGCUCAGACGUCUGGAGUUUGGGAAUCACACUGUACGAGUUGGCCACAGGCAGGUUCCCCUACCCGAAGUGGAACAGUGUGUUUGACCAGCUGACCCAGGUGGUGAGGGGGGACCCCCCACAGCUCUGCAACUCUGAGGAGAGGCGCUUCUCUCCCAAAUUCAUCUCCUUUGUCAACGUGUGCCUUACAAAGGACGAGUCAAAAAGGCCAAAGUACAAAGAGCUACUGAAAGAUCCGUUCAUCCAGAUGUACGAGGAGCGCUCGGUGGACGUGGCGAGUUACGUGUGCCGGCUCAUGGAUCAGAUGCCGACGUCUCCCAGCUCACCGAUGUAUAUGGACUGAUGGCACAACAAGACACACAAACACAUCACUAAAUAUUCACCAUGCAGUCUGCAACAAUAGAUGCAUUAACAAAAAAAAAGAAGAAAACAAAACAAAUCCUUGUGUACAUUUGCUUGGUCCCCUUAUUGCAGUGUUAAAAGAGAAUUGUAAUGCCUACAAAAAAAAACACACCAUUUGCAAUAACAGUGGUGUUAUGUCUGUAUAAUAUAUCAACACUUCUGUUUCUCUCUUGUUCACAAAUACACAGUUAUGUAAGUAUGAUAGCAGCUGAAUCAAACAAUCAUCUAAAUGAGGACACAUCUCAGUGGUUAGUAUAAGAAAAUAAUAAUAAUAAUGUGGAACUUGUAUUUAUAUUUGAUUUGGAGAUUCUUCAACAUACUGGAAUCAUGCUCUUUUGUGAAUUGUCCCACCUCUUCCAUGUACGUAACUGAAAGCAUUGUGUUUGGUAUGUUAAUGGAACUUUGCUUCUCUGGGUAUAAAGCAGUUUAAAGCGUGUUGGUGGGCAGAAUCGUGUUAGACCUGCAGUCCGUGCUGAGGGACUGCUGCCCUCGCUGUACAGUGGACUAUAUGCUGAUAUAUGAAUAAAGACGGAGAGAGGAA
Gymnodraco acuticeps is the source of this 2303-nucleotide messenger RNA. It is a transcript of the gene map2k4a, whose product is annotated as mitogen-activated protein kinase kinase 4a. Lineage: Eukaryota; Metazoa; Chordata; Actinopteri; Perciformes; Bathydraconidae. The coding region runs from base 315 to 1703 and encodes 462 amino acids. Gene Ontology annotation, biological process: protein phosphorylation; MAPK cascade. The record is from RefSeq and is a predicted model, not a curated record. Gene Ontology annotation, molecular function: ATP binding; JUN kinase kinase activity. The transcript is spliced from 12 exons.